Molecule: messenger RNA, 618 nt
Organism: Dibothriocephalus latus
Lineage: Eukaryota; Metazoa; Platyhelminthes; Cestoda; Diphyllobothriidea; Diphyllobothriidae
Source: the annotation of a GenBank genome assembly
AUGUUUGCGCUAGGUGAGGUUCGUGAACCGACAGAAGCUGACUUCGAUCACUUCAGAGAAUUUGCCUCAGAAAAAGAAGGUUGGACCAUUUUUCACUCUAAAAAGAAACCGGAUCAUGAGAUUACAACAUCUACCAAAUGUUUGGAUUGUUCUGCUAUUAAGCUUAUAAAAGUCGAAGCAAAAACGUUUAAUGUUCAGGCAGCAUCAAUAUAUGACUGUCUUCACGAUGCUGAGUAUCGCAAAACCUGGGAUUUCAUGAUGAAAGAGGGAAAUCGCAUUGCCUAUGUUUCACCGAAUAGUGAAAUUGGCUAUUACUACCGGAACAUCCCGACGUUUGCCGUUAAUAUCGCAACUAAGAUAAUGGCACCAAAAAUGUUGAAGUGUCUUCUCGACGCAGCUCGUGGAUAUAGCAGGUGGAAGGAAUCGAACAAUCCAGACUUUGUGCCAUGGAGGAACUUUGAACAGCUAAAGCAGUUUCCAUUGGUAAAAAGUGACGAUAUCUCCAACAAUUCUGAUCUUACCGAGGACUACUUUGAGCACUAUGUGAUUCUGGGUAAAAAAGGUGUGAAUGCAAACAGCCUACUUCCGGUAGAUAUUGCUGACAAUUGUUCUGAAUAG